Athalia rosae (coleseed sawfly) is the source of this 1802-nucleotide messenger RNA. RefSeq names its product protein AATF (gene Aatf). Gene Ontology annotation, biological process: regulation of transcription by RNA polymerase II. The transcript has a single exon. The coding region runs from base 143 to 1702 and encodes 519 amino acids. The record is from RefSeq and is a predicted model, not a curated record. Gene Ontology annotation, cellular component: nucleus; nucleolus. Lineage: Eukaryota; Metazoa; Arthropoda; Insecta; Hymenoptera; Athaliidae.
GAUGCGAACCGAACGAAUGGAAUUGAAACCAGUUUGGAACAACCAUUGUCAGGAAUGGUUGAGGUUAAAUGUUUGUUUAUACACGUGUGAAUCGUGAACAACGUUUCUGUUGCAAUCAGAACGUCAUUUACGUCUUUAAAAAAUGGCAUCUAAAGAGAAAAGGUUGAGUCUGGCAGAUAAAAUCAGCAGCUUAGUUACUGCAGCGCCUACAACUUUCAAUUCUGACGAUGAAUACGACGAUACUACUGCAAAAGUGGUCGAGCGCGACGACGAGGCAGAUAACUCUAACGACUCCGAUGUUCAAAUUCCAAAAUUUCGAAAACGUCUAGACUUGUUGGACGAACUUGAUAAGAGAUACGAAGGGAAAAAGGUGAGCAGAAGAACUUUACAAAGUAAGAGCCUUCCAUCUGAUUCUGAAGAAGAUUUGGAGUCGGAUGACUCUAGCAUCUUGGAAGAGAAUAUUGAAAAUGAAGAAAGAAAUUCUACGGACAAUGAGGAUACCGACUUGAAUGACAGCAAAGACGAUGAGCCGGAUGAAGAUGGAGAUGAAGAUGAAGAUGAAGAUGAGGAUGAGGAAGAUUCAGUCAAUGAUGACGAGCCAGAGCUUGAAGUUGAUGAAACAAAUCCCUUACGUCGAGGCAGUAAGAAGACAGUAUCAAAUUUCCAACAUAUGUCUGUGACAGAUGUUGCUGCAGAAAUUGACAAAGGAAACUGCGUCCGAAGCCAGCUUGGGAUCUGGGAAAGCUUAUUAGAAAUCAGAAUAAAACUACAGAAAUGUCUAGUCUCCAGUAAUCAAAUGCCACAAUUUGACACGUACAAUGACUUGAAAAAAGAUCCAAAUUUUACCAAAACUACAAAUGAGACUAAAACUAGUGUCUCCAAACUUCUUGAUAAUUUGCUAGAUCUUCAAAGUGCUUUGUUAAAAAAUUAUCCAGAGACAAAACAACUGGCAAAAGAUAAUGCCAACAAAGGUACGAAGCAAGUCAGUCAGGAUGCGGACAUGGAGGAAGAAAUCCCUUCUGAUAGCGAGGAAGAGAUUGCAAAUGACAGUGUAGAAGAAGAAGGGGAUUCAGUAGAAGAAAAUGAGGAAAAAGUUCCAAGAAAGAAAAGAAAGGUCGAAGACUAUGAAACUCUACUGUCCAAGAACCACCAGUUAUACACAGAAUACAGAAAUUCCGUUAUUCAGAAAUGGAAUGAUAAGACUCGAGUAGCUGUUGGAAAUAUAAAUAACAAAGGAUCUACACAACCAGUAGUCAAGCAGAUUGAAUUUAUCCUGAGUGAUAAAUCGAAACUAAGAAAGCGGACCCAGUUGAAAAGAUCAGAGUAUGAUAUAAUUGGGAAGGAAAGAACAGGUGAAGAGGAUAAAGAUGGUCGAAGAACCCAGGAAUAUGACAGUGAAAUCUACGAUGACGAUGAUUUUUACCAUCAACUUUUAAGGGAACUCAUAGAGUUUAAAUCUGCUGAUGUCACAGAUCCUAUACAGCUGAGCAAGCAAUGGAUUCAAUUACAAAAUAUGAGAAGUAAAAUGAAAAGGAAAAUUGACACAAAAGCUACAAAAGGUCGCAGAAUUAGAUUCGGUAUCCACUCCAAGCUGGUGAAUUUCAUGGCACCGAUUACGGUUGAUGAUCUUUGGAGCGAUGAGGCUAAAAACGAACUGUAUAACUCUUUGUUUGGAAAAAUAAAAGAAGUAGAACAAAAGUAGCUGGAAUGUGGGUAGAGCAAGAAUAGACAUAAAGAAUUGUAAAUGUAAGCUAUUUGCUAUGUACAUAACGGUCAUGAGAAUAAUUAUAAUGAUAAACCUA